AUGUCUACGCCAACUGUCAGAUAUAAGUACAUCGAAGAAGUCGAGAUACUUGAAGAUUAUCGGCCUGGAGGCUACCAUCCUGUUCAGAUUAACGAUACUCUGCAUCAUGAUCGUUACCAGAUAGUGCACAAACUUGGGCAUGGUACAUUCUCAACCGCCUGGCUUGCCCUCGACCGAAAUUCAUCCACCUACGUUGCAGUGAAGGUUGGAACUGCAGAUGCGGAUAAAGAUGAAGUCGAUAUUGUCUCGAGGCUCGCAAUGACCGGUACAGAUGAAACAAUGAACCCGCGAGUUCUUAACUAUUUCACUGUUAAUGGGCCCAACGGAUCACAUCCAUGUCUUGUCACGACACCUGCACGAUGCAGCCUCAUAGAUACAAAAGAUUCAUCUAACUCAGGCUUAUUUCAACUAGACGUGGUCAGGUCUCUGGCUGUCCAAGUCACAAAAGCUGUGGCUCAUGUUCACUCGCGCGGUUAUGCCCAUGGAGAUCUUCACUUGGGCAACCUAUUGUUACGAUUCCCAGCUUCGCUCAACAACUUGACGAUCGACCAGUUGUAUGCAAAGUUCGGUGCCCCAAAGCUGGAGCCUAUCGCUCGUCUAGACGGGUCUGUAGAACCUUUACCAACCGGCGUGCCUUCUUCUGCUGUUCUGCCUGUUUGGCUUGGUUUACCAAGUGAUGAUAUCUCCCUAUGCGAUGCCAAACUCUUACUGAGUGACUUCGGUGUCGCCUUCCGGCCAGCAGAUAAGACAAAAUGCGAGUCCAAUGCGCUCCUCGUUUUAUUUGCCCAUCGCUCCCUCAUUGAUGGCAUUAUCGCCUCCCAGGACGACAUCACUGCGCAACAAGUUCACUUGCAGGGUAUUCCACCGCCUGAAUGGUGGGACAAGCGCUCAAAAUGGUUUGAUAACAAAGGCCAGGCGCUCAGUAACGAGCAGGAUAUCUGGUCAUGGGACAGACGGUUCAGACAGUGGAUACAAGAGCCGAGGAAAUCGGAGGGUAUGGAAACCAUCAACUCAGAGGAGGCGGCUGCGCUAUUGGACUUACUGAAACGAAUGCUUGCAUGGAAGCCAGAGAAUCGGCCUCAGGCGCAGCAGGUAUUGGAAUCAGGAUGGAUGAAGGAAUGGGCUUUGCCAGCCUACAACAAAACCAAGCGAACUCCAGAAGUCGAAAGAGCAUGAAACUUUGCUUACCUGAGAUAUAUGCUUGUAAUAGAAAAGAACGAUAGCAAAGGAUUAAUAAGCCUAACUGCACAAUUGAGGAUCGG
This is a messenger RNA of Fusarium odoratissimum NRRL 54006, 1262 nucleotides long. RefSeq names its product CMGC/SRPK protein kinase. The record is from RefSeq and is a predicted model, not a curated record. The coding region runs from base 1 to 1176 and encodes 391 amino acids. Lineage: Eukaryota; Fungi; Ascomycota; Sordariomycetes; Hypocreales; Nectriaceae. The transcript has 3 exons. Gene Ontology annotation, biological process: protein phosphorylation; regulation of mRNA processing; spliceosomal complex assembly. Gene Ontology annotation, molecular function: ATP binding; protein kinase activity.